CUGAGGGUAUAUUUCGCACUCCCUGGGAUCUGCGUCCGGCCACAGGUCACAGGCACCCUGGGAUUGGUAAAGCCGCGAUCAAGUUAGAUCCACCUGGAAUCCUCCGCUGCCUGGUAUUUAUAGAUACCCCCUCAAAAGAAGGAGUGCAAAAACCUUGGCUAUGCCUCUCUCUGGAACACCUGCCCCGCCUAACAAGCGAAGAAAGCCUUCCAGGGUCAUUACUGACCUGUCACAUGUUACUCAGGAUGAGUUUGAGGGCGAGCCAGAGGCGUCUGAGUUUGACCUGGGCCCCAAGAUCAGGACCCCCAGGGACACCAUGCUGGAGGAGCUGUCCCUCAUGAAGAAUAAAGGCUCCAAGAUGUUUCGGAUGAGGAAAGCAAGGAUGGAAAAGUUCAUUUAUGAGAACAACCCUGAUCUCUUCAGCAGCGAGUCCAUGGAGAACUUCCAGAACCUGGUUCCCAGUCUAGGGGGCCAGAUGGUGGACAUUGGGGGCCACCUGGUGGGCAAGCAGGCAGGUGGACAGGCCCCUGUGCCCCCUCCCAAACCUGGCAGCAAGGGUGCGGGGGUAGGAUCAGGUGGGAUGCAAGGGAUUGGAGGUGUAGGUGGACAGGGCAGGGAUGGCAGUGGUGUACACGGACAAGGUGUUAAUGGACUGGACGAGAGCAAGAAGGGUGGCCAGGACCCAAACGCAUACAAGUCACCAUGGGAACGGGCCAUGAAGGGCAAUGAGGAUCUCACAUCUACCAUGAAGUCUAAGAUGCCAGGCCCAAAAGUACAUUGCGAACUGCCCAAGUUCAAAAGCUUCAACAGGACUGCCAUACCUUUUGGAGGCUUUGAGAAGGCCUCCCAGCUGAUGACGUUCCAGCUGCCAGACAUUGAAGUAGCCAAGGAUGAGCCAGAGCCGGCGGUGGUGUACCAGCACGACAUUGGUUCUCGACCCUCCUUCAACCGCACUCCCAUAGGCUGGGUGGUGAACAACGAUGCCAGCAGCAUGCACAUGGAGAUGGACACCGUACCCUUUGACGGCGAGACUGAUGACCUUUGAAACACACACACAUGUACACACACACGCACCUGCGCCAUGAUUAUUCACACAUAAACACACAGACUGACUCGUACCGCUUGCUUUGGUCCAUUCAUUGUACAUUUAAAAUUAAUCUAGGAUAUGAACACUGAGCUGUGUGUCAAGUAAACUUGUUUGGCCAAUAGUGAUACAAGGAAACUAAAUUCUAGGGCUUGCUGAAUUCAUGAGGAUUAGUUUGUUUAAAUGAAAUGUUGAUUGUAAUGGAGAUUUCAGUUGCACUGACCUACUAAACAUAAUAUUCACAACCGUUGUGCGAAUAUUAUUAGGAUAUGUGUUAUUAUGUGUCAGUAUGAUUAAAUAAGGGGUAGAGAGUAUUUUGCAUGUUGCUCAAUAUCCAUGUGUGCAUCAACACUGUGUUGGUCACCAAGCUCCUUAUUUGAAUACCUUUUCCUGUAAAACAUUUGGAAAAUGUGACAGCUUUGUGACAAAUCCGAUUUUGCUGUGAACUGUAUCCAUUUUUGCUAAUGGUUUUUUGGUCUGUGUGUGACUGUGCUGCAUCAUGCAAUAUAGCUUCCAAAUAAACCUUAGUUCAAAUUGUA
Osmerus eperlanus (European smelt) is the source of this 1623-nucleotide messenger RNA. It is a transcript of the gene myoz1a, whose product is annotated as myozenin 1a. Gene Ontology annotation, cellular component: Z disc; actin cytoskeleton. The record is from RefSeq and is a predicted model, not a curated record. The coding region runs from base 161 to 1045 and encodes 294 amino acids. The transcript is spliced from 6 exons. NCBI's taxonomy places the organism in Eukaryota, Metazoa, Chordata, Actinopteri, Osmeriformes, Osmeridae. Gene Ontology annotation, molecular function: telethonin binding; actin binding; FATZ binding.